This is a messenger RNA of Ruditapes philippinarum (Manila clam), 2103 nucleotides long. RefSeq lists its product as uncharacterized. Gene Ontology annotation, biological process: cell surface receptor signaling pathway; G protein-coupled receptor signaling pathway. Gene Ontology annotation, molecular function: G protein-coupled receptor activity. The annotation marks the transcript as partial. Gene Ontology annotation, cellular component: membrane. The transcript has a single exon. The record is from RefSeq and is a predicted model, not a curated record. NCBI's taxonomy places the organism in Eukaryota, Metazoa, Mollusca, Bivalvia, Venerida, Veneridae.
AAACAAUGUCGAGAAUUGAAUUGUUUAACUGGAUUUCAACUAAUCAACUCUUCGUGUCGACCACUGUUAGAAUCGAUAGUUCGGCAUGAAUAUGAGAUAUCACUGUAUCUACAAGUUCAACCAACUGACAAAUGUAAUAUAAGUAGCAGUAAUCAAACGAACAGGAACAUAAUUGUGAAUGUUGAAACUGUUUCUAAUUCUAUUGUCAAUGAUAUUCUGCAUGUGUUCGACAAAGCAACCAAAUAUAUGAUAAAAGAAAGUCAAUAUUACGUAUCACCAUGUGUACGAUUUGAGGUAGAUAACGAAUUUAGGCAUGUAAAUUAUGUUGAUAUCGUUGAAAUGGACAUGUUAAAUAUACAGUUCAAUGUACGGAUAAUAAAGACUGAAAGCAUAGGAAUGGUACAGGAAGUUCUACUACAUGCUUUAGAAAGAAACUUUGAUAUAAUAGACAUAUUAGAUAUUCACGGAGUGCCACAAACAUUUCAACUCUUUUCAUCGAAGACAAACUUAAAAAGUAAAAUAGAGUCAUCAGACAUGAGAGGAUGUAAACAUAAAAAUGUUUUCGUUGACCACCGAUAUGAUGAUUUGCAAUAUACCAACUUCAUUGUGGAUGAAUUCCUUAAAUGCGGCCAUGUAAAAUUAAGUUUAAACGAGAUAUGUUUUGAAACGGGAACACAAAAUGGAAAGCUGAUAAAUAUAAAUGCUACCUUUUCGGAGGGUGAAUAUAAAGUCAUUGAUGGCAACGUUAUUAUAUGUGGAUAUUUGUACAGUCAAAGGACAUUUAUUGAACCAAAAGGGAUUCUUGUUACCCGAAUUGAAGUUAUUAAGUCUAUUUUUAUUGUGUUUUCUAUCGUUUGCACCCUAGUUUCUCUUGUGUGUUUAUUUCUCACCUUUACCACGUAUUGUUUCAUUCCAUCCCUUCGUACUGUAGCAGGGAAGAACAUUAUGGCUUUAAGUGUCUCUCUUUUCUUUGCACAGGCUUUGCUACAAUUCGGUAUCAAUACUAAAGGAAGUCGUACGAUAUGUGCUGCUAUAGGAAUAUUAGUCCAUUUCUCAUGGCUUGUUUCAUUUUUUGCAAUGAAUGUCAGCUCUUUUCAUACGUUCAAGGUUUUUUAUAACAACAGCGCAAGCACAACAUAUCGAAACAAUAGAAAUCACGAAAGUCAAUUAUUCAUAAAAUACCUAAUCUACAUGCUAUGUUUGCCAGGAAUCUUGACGAUUACAACAAUUUCGAUAAAUUUAGUAAGAUCUGAUGCAUCCGACAUAGGGUAUGGUGAAUUUUAUUGUUUUAUUUCAGAUUUCACUUUCUUCUUAUUAACAUUCAUUUCACCAGCCUGCUUUAUAUUCCUUUCAAAUAUUGUAUUUUUCUCACUUGCAUUUCAUAAAAUACGAUGUACACCUAAAGCGCAUGGCACCAGAGAGCGUAAUAACUUUUUUAUUUGUCUAAAAUUGUUUACUGUUGUCGGGAUUGCAUGGCCAUUACUUAUCAUUGACAACGUGUUUGGGAUAACUUGGUUUUCUUUUAUUGUUGCCGGAAUAAAUUCGUUACAAGGCGUUUUUAUAUUUGUCGCAUUCGUUUUAAAUAGACAAGGUGUGACCGCACUGCUUUUAUCUAUUUUGGAAAAAUCAAGAAAGCGAAGAAAAAGUGGGAAUAUAAGUAAUAGUUUAAGCGGUCCUAUAAGCAAAACACUAAAAACAGACAUAGAAAUCAAACAUAAGGAUGCCUUAAAUAUAAAAUAGUAAAACGUCAAAAAUGUUGUUAGAUCCUACGAAAAAUGUUUAUCUUGGACAAUUAUUUAAACGAUUUAUGGCAAUAUAAUCUGUUUACUAUGUUGACUUUUAUUCAACUAAUAACUAAUGGAACUAAUUGCUGUACGAAUAUGGAACUAUCUCAAGCAACUAGCAAAGUAUCAGUAGAAUACUUUUAUUAAAAUGUGUCUUCAUGUUAAUGAUUGCUUCUUUUUGUCUUCUUUCUUUUAUUGCAGUUUGUUUCAUUAAUUAAAUUCUCACAAAAGGCUAUUACAUUUUCCAUUUUUUGACAUUGGGAUUUGAACAUUAGUUUUUAAACUUGUUUUUUUAUGAAUUUUCAUCACAAUGUAUAUA